AUGGCUGCCACCAACGAGCUAUCGAUCAAGCUCCUGGUUGACGCCAAGGGACAGAAGGUGUAUUUCGGCGAGGCUGGUAGCGACGUCGUGGAGUUCCUGUCGGGCCUCCUCUCACUGCCGUUGGGCACGGUCACCGACCUGCUCACCAAGGAGCGCAUGGUUGGCAGCGUCGGCAACGUGCUCGGCAGCAUGGAGAAGCUGGACGCCAAGUACAAGAGCAAGGGGUUGCAGCUGAGCCCGGCCGUUGGCGCCGCCACACUAUCCCGCCUGCAGCAGCUUCUGGGCUUGCGGCAGCUCAGCAACGGCAACAGCAGCUAUGACAGCCAUGACGACAACGGCAUCAGCAACCACCAAGUCCUCUACACGUGCAAAGGUAAAAAACAGACGUGCGCAAAUUUUCUCUCGACGGUCAGCGGCAGCGCCUGCCCUGGCUGCUCGUGUGUGAUGAACAAGGCUACAGGUCAGCUGCUUGUCAAUGCCAAGGGGUCCGUGUACACUGUCGAGGACGACCUCUCGGUGUCCCCAUCCGCCAAUGCAGUGUCCGGUGCUGUCACCCUGCUCGCGCGGUAUGGCGUCAAGGAUCUCAAUGAGAAGACAGUCAAGAUCGGGAAGGAAGAGGCGCUUGGGAUACUGGCUGCUUCGCUUAAGUCCAAGACGGUGCUGACGGAUGUGUUCCUGCCGAAGAUAUAUGCUGGAUUAAAGAGGAAAGCUCUUUUGCAAUUCUUCAAUGGAGAAGAUGAGGAUGAUGAGAAAGAGGAUGAGGAUGAUGAGAAAGAGGAUGAUGAUAAUGAUGAUGAGCAUCAGAGGCAAGCCGGCAACACUCCGAGCUGA
This is a messenger RNA of Lolium rigidum, 831 nucleotides long. RefSeq lists its product as uncharacterized. Bases 1 to 831 code for a protein of 276 amino acids. Lineage: Eukaryota; Viridiplantae; Streptophyta; Magnoliopsida; Poales; Poaceae. The record is from RefSeq and is a predicted model, not a curated record. The transcript has 3 exons.